AUGUCGGAACCACAGCCUGACCUGGAACCGCCCCAACAUGGGCUGUACAUGCUCUUCCUGCUUGUGCUGGUCUUCUUCCUCAUGGGCCUUGUAGGCUUCAUGAUCUGCCACGUGCUCAAGAAGAAGGGCUACCGCUGCCGCACCUCGAGGGGCUCGGAGCCUGAUGACGCCCAGCUCCAGCCCCCUGAGGACGAUGACAUGAAUGAGGACACAGUAGAGAGAAUUGUUCGCUGCAUCAUCCAAAAUGAAGCCAACGCUGAGGCCCUGAAGGAGAUGCUGGGGGACAGUGAAGGAGAAGGGACAGUGCAGCUGUCCAGCGUGGAUGCCACCUCCAGCCUGCAAGACGGAGCCCCCUCCCAUCAUCACACAGUGCACCUGGGCUCCUCAGCCCCAUGCAUUCACUGCAGCCGCAACAAGAGACCCCCACUUGUCCGUCAGGGACGCUCCAAGGAAGGAAAGAGUCGCCCCCGGCCUGGGGAGACCACCGUGUUCUCUGUGGGCAGGUUCCGGGUGACGCACAUUGAGAAGCGCUAUGGGCUGCAUGAGCAUCGUGAUGGCUCUCCUACGGACAGGAGCUGGGGGUCUGGUGGCGCGCAGGACCCAGGAGGCGGCCAGGGGCCUGGGGGAGGGCAGCCCAGGACAGGGAUGCCUGCCAUCGAAAGCCUUCCCCCUGAGAGGCCGCAGCCCCCGGCCCUUGCCAGCACCCCCAUGCAGAAUGGAGGACUCAGGGACAACAGCCGAGUCCCUCGUGCACUUGAGGGGAACCCUGGAGCCUCUACAGAGCCGAUGCUCGGGGCUGGAGGGAGGGGCCCAAGCCCAGGGCCAGCCAGAAAAGAAGCAAACGGACAGCCAAGCAAACAGGACACCUCAGAUCACCAGGUGUCCCCACCACGGGGAGCAGGGGGUAUGUGA
Messenger RNA from Budorcas taxicolor (takin), 912 nucleotides. It is a transcript of the gene RELL2, whose product is annotated as RELT like 2. The transcript is spliced from 6 exons. Bases 1 to 912 code for a protein of 303 amino acids. NCBI's taxonomy places the organism in Eukaryota, Metazoa, Chordata, Mammalia, Artiodactyla, Bovidae. The record is from RefSeq and is a predicted model, not a curated record. Gene Ontology annotation, biological process: positive regulation of p38MAPK cascade; positive regulation of cell-substrate adhesion.